Molecule: messenger RNA, 1040 nt
Organism: Salvelinus fontinalis (brook trout)
Lineage: Eukaryota; Metazoa; Chordata; Actinopteri; Salmoniformes; Salmonidae
Product: 39S ribosomal protein L51, mitochondrial-like
Exons: 4
Coding region: 224-610 (128 amino acids)
Biological process (GO): translation
Cellular component (GO): mitochondrial large ribosomal subunit
Molecular function (GO): structural constituent of ribosome
Source: RefSeq, a predicted model, not a curated record
GUUUAUGCGUAUGUGGUUGGUGAAAAUGUAUGAAGUGAAUGUAUCCACCUAGUGGAUAAAAUGUAGUCUACAGUAGUUCAGUUUGUAGACCUACAAAAAAUGACAGCCCUAUGAACAGAUAAUUGUGAUGCGGAUGUUUAGGAGUUGUACGUUAAAUGCGCGUUGCAUCUUGGGAAUAGUAGGAAAAGAAUGAUUGACGACCUCUGUGUAUUUCAGGUGAGCUAUGUCUCUGUUGAGAGGGUUGCUGAAGGCUUGCCACUCCACACAACCAGACAGAUUAGCACUGGUAGUUAAGAUUAGCACUGGUGUGUGCUGUCCAGUCCGUAUGAAUGCCAUUCCUGAGCUGAAGAAGGUGGACAGGUGGACUGAGAAGAGGAGCAUGUUUGGGGUUUAUGACAACAUAGGAAUGUUAGGUGAAUUCAAAGCCCACCCUAAGGACCUGAUCGUCGGACCGGUCUGGGUGAAGGGUUUCCGUGGCAAUGAGCUGCAGCGUCUGACGAGGAAGAAGAGGAUGGUAGGAGACAGGAUGAUGACGCAGGACAAACACGACAUGGAGAAGAGGAUCCGCUUCCUCUAUGGACACUUCAACCGCUUUGGGAAACAUCGCUGAUCUGAUCUGGGACUGAGCGGUCUGGCUAACAAUGCUAAACUACUACUGUACUAACAACCUGCCCACUGGACCACAUUCAGACUCUAAAGAGAGAAAUGUGCGCUACUCAGUUAUGCCACUUAGAUUUAUGUCAGCCCCUUAUACCAUUUGGUAGUCACCUUUUCUUAUAUCAAUAUUGGGGUAAGAGGAAGCUGAUUGCAAUUCGUUUUUGACUUUGACAGCUGGAAAAUGUUGGAUUCAUUUAGUAUUGUUGUUAGCACUAAAUCAACACGCACAUCUGUAAAAUACAUGUUUUCAACCAUUAUGAACUCCUAGAAGUGGAAAUAUACACACAAUGUUUAAUGCUCUAUGGUCUGUAAAUAUUAUCACAUUGGGGACUAAUGUAAGUAAUGUUGUGGGUAUGAUAAUAAACAGAAGCUUGUCAUUACAA